CUUUAGGAUUAGGAAGAACGAUUUCCUCCAGUAGCUAUGAUCCUGCCCGUUUCGGGAGUCCCGCAGCAGAAAAAAAAAAAACCAUAGACUUAACAAAGCCUUUUUUUUUUAAAAAAAAAAAAAAAAUUUAUUUCUCCUCCUCUGGAUAAGCAAUUUGAGGAAGAAAAGGAACACACGAGGCUGGAGCCCGAUAUUAUUUCUUUGGGGCUUGAAAUUUUCUCACAAUCCCAUCCCUGUCCAGUGCACCCUCCAGUUACACUUCUCUUCUCUUCCUUGUCUCUCACUCUCUUCAGCCGUAGUGGUAGGCCGGUAGCGUCAACAGAAGAAGACAGAGAUGCAGGUGUUGGGUUGGGUUCGGAGUUUGCACAAAGAGGGAAAAAGAAUUGAAAUUAGUUCAGUUGCGUGCUGUGUUAUGUUGUGGUGCCUUUUCCUAACAUCACACCUUGCCGCAGCUUAAAAAGUUUCUUGUUUUUCAAUCUAGUGGUCUACCAUUUCUCUAUUGUUCCAGUUGGGGGAUUUCACUUCGCAUAGUCCAAAGCACAAAUUCCUUUUUCUCAUUUCAACUUGGCAAUACUUUGGUCAGUUGUUGCAGAACACGCUAGCUCAGCUUGAUCGAACCCAGGUAUAAUGGUUGCAUGCCUUUCAUGCACUUCUGAUGCUCUUCCCAAAAGAAACCCACUCCCAAGCUCUAGAAUACACUUUGGUUCGCAGGAAGCUUUCAUCUCCCUCCAAAAGUGCACCACUUUCAAACAGCUCAAGCAAAUCCAUGCAAAGAUAGUUCGCCAUGGACUAUCUCAUGAUCAAUUACUUACUAGGAGGCUGCUUCACCUUUGCUCUUCUCACGGAAAAAUGGACUAUGCCACUCUUUUAUUCCAUCAAAUUAAGGGUCCUCUCACCUUUACUUGGAACGUAAUGAUUAGAGCCUAUACCUUCAAUGGCUGCGCACAACAAGCGCUUCUUCUGUUUAACCUUAUGAUAUCCCAAGGCUUUCCACCCGAUAAGUACACCUUUCCAUUUGUUGUCAAAGCUUGCAGCACUACUUCCGUAAUUGGUCCAGGAAAAGUGAUUCAUGGGCUAGCUAUCAAAACUGGUAGUUUAGGAGAUAUGUUUGCGCUAAACACUUUGAUGGAUCUUUACUUCAAGUGUGGAAAUGUAGAAUAUGGGUGUAAGAUUUUUGAAAAAAUGCGUGUCCGCAAUGUGGUUUCAUGGACUACCAUGGUUUCUGGCCUUGUUGCUUGUGGUGAAGUAAAUGCUGCUAGAGGACUUUUUGAGCAAAUGCCGACAAAAAAUGUUGUUUCAUGGACAGCAAUGAUUAAUGGGUAUGUUAGAAAUCGACCUGAAGAAGCAUUUGAACUUUUCUGGAGAAUGCAGCUUGAUAAUGUGAGGCCCAAUGAAUUUACACUGAUUAGCUUGUUGAAAGCUUGCACUGAGAUCGGGAGCCUCAAGAUGGGUAGAUGGAUUCAUGACUUUGCUCUCAAGAAUGGGUUCAAACUUGGGAUUUUCCUUGGGACUGCUCUUAUCGACAUGUAUAGCAAAUGCGGUAAUUUAGAGGAUGCAAGGAGGGUGUUUGAUGAGAUGCAAAUCAAGAGUUUGGUUACUUGGAAUUCUAUGAUCACUAGCUUGGGUGUGCAUGGGCGUGGACAUGAAGCCAUUGGUCUUUUUGCAGAGAUGGAGAGGGCGAAUGUACGGCCAGAUGCUAUCACUUUUGUAGGUGUUCUAUGUGCUUGUGUACAAACAGAGAACCUGGAAGAGGCUCAGAGAUACUUCAAAUGUAUGGUUGAGCACUAUGGUAUCACGCCUGUUCUAGAACAUUUAACGUGUAUGAUUGAAUUAUAUAGUCGAGCUGAUAUGUUAGAUGAGGUGUGCGAAUUAGUAAACGCCAUGCCAGCGGAGCCAAAGGACAAUAUACUGUCUGCAUUGUUGCGGGAAAGUAAGGUUUAUGGUAUUGCUAAUAUGGAAAUUUUUUUACAGAGGCAUGCUGGGAAGUUAGAUUGUUAGAAUAUUGCGAUACGUGCCCUUCCCCCCUAUACAUCGGCUUCGGAUUUUCAAGUGGGAGUCCUUGUGCCUAGACAAAUAAAUUGUUUCUGUUUACAAAAAGGCCGAGCUUCAUGCCAAGAUGCUAUAAUGAAUAUAAUCAUGAUGAUAAUGAUGACAAUGAGAAACGUGAAUUUCUUCCUUGGUAAAACGAAAGAGGAGAAUUUACAAUUGUUAUAUUAUUUUCCAUAUUAGAAUAUUUUUAAUGUUAGGCUAUCGUUCAUCUUUAAGCCUUGUUUUAGUUUCCUUUUAGGCCCAUCAUAAAUUUCCUACCUUAUUUAGCCUACAUUGCCUUAGCUUCUCUAUAAAUACCAUACAUUGUAAAACAAUUUAUAUAGUUUUAUACAAUAAAGAUGUAGCCCAAAAGGCACUUCACAGUGGUGGAUGUAGGCCUCCAAGGUCGAAUCACUCCAAAAUUCA
Messenger RNA from Alnus glutinosa, 2454 nucleotides. RefSeq names its product pentatricopeptide repeat-containing protein At3g26630, chloroplastic. Gene Ontology annotation, biological process: RNA modification. The coding region runs from base 628 to 1998 and encodes 456 amino acids. Gene Ontology annotation, molecular function: RNA binding; protein binding. The record is from RefSeq and is a predicted model, not a curated record. NCBI's taxonomy places the organism in Eukaryota, Viridiplantae, Streptophyta, Magnoliopsida, Fagales, Betulaceae. The transcript is spliced from 2 exons.